Anguilla rostrata (American eel) is the source of this 8065-nucleotide messenger RNA. It is a transcript of the gene evi2b, whose product is annotated as protein EVI2B. The transcript is spliced from 3 exons. The record is from RefSeq and is a predicted model, not a curated record. Bases 268 to 1995 code for a protein of 575 amino acids. Lineage: Eukaryota; Metazoa; Chordata; Actinopteri; Anguilliformes; Anguillidae.
CGGCACAAAGCCUCCAUCAGCAGACCCGUUUUCACAGCUCUGACUUCCUGCCGCCUGAAGAGAGAGCUUCGCGCUUCCGCUUUUCUUUCGACAGACGGCCACCUCGUACCCGGGCAGAGCAGCGUGCGCCCCUAUCCUCCGACCCCGGGGCCCACUGGACUCAGGACUCACGCGCAGACUGCGGGAAUGCUCGGACCGGACGGGUGAACACGGCACGAGUCACCAAAGCCCUGUUGUACUUCCGAGCACAAAGUAGCGUUCGCUAAAAUGGGGCGGAGCUUCCACCAGUUGCUGUUCCCGCUAUGGGUGUUUGCGUUCGCACUGAACGGCGUAACGACCGUGGGCGCAGUCCCAUCUUUCGACCGCCCCGCGGCUGACUCACUGAGGUCGGCUGCGGGUCGAGGCAGACGUCUGCUCCAGUUCACAGGGUCAGAACGCGACCUGCACCCCACUGCGACCCUGACCGCAACAGGACGGGGACCGACUGCUUCCCAGCAGCCCGCAUCGCCACAUACCCCGGAGAUAUCAGCGACAUCCGCGGAGCCGGCAAAGUUCUCCACGAGGCUCAGAAUGGCGGCCUCUGCUGGACGGAUGAGGAGGAGCACUGGGGCGUUACCGGGAGAAGUAACCACGCCCCCCAGCUUGGGAUUAACGACCCUUCGGGUGGGAAGCCCAUCAUCUCCUACCAAAGGAGAGGUACACCAGGAAGUCACCCAACCCAGGCUUUCCCAGGAGUUCUUGGGAGAAACAAUUGGGACCACCCUGAACCCAAACGGUUCUCCUGAGUCAGCGGACCACACCACAUCAAGACCUUCGGCCACCCAGCUCACAACAGCAAGACUGGAACAGACCACUGCCAAGGUCAUACCAAAAACCUUCACCCCCACAGUGCAGACCCUCACCAAAUACGUCGCACCCACUGCCCAACCUGCCUCAACUGGCCUCACUGGCUCCACCAAACAAACUCCAAAAACAGACACCCUCCAGGUCUCAACCGCUAUCUUGAAAACCACCAAACACAUGACUCCUCCCCCUUCCCCGACUCCCAGUGUCACCCCUACGACCACCACCAUUGGGACGCCAUCAACUGCCUCGGCAACUGCCCCAGGCCCUCCGGCCCCCAUAACCAACCCGAAGAAGACAUCUGAACCCUCCGGCGGCUCCAGCGGCUCCGGCGGCUCCAGCGGCUCUGGCAACUCCAGCAGCUCUGGCGGCUCCAGGAUCGGGUCGGUGGUGGCGGGGUUGGUGGGCGGGGCCCUGGUGGUGAUGCUGAUCUGCAUCGCGUUCAUCCUGGUCAGGAAGCGUCGCCAUCGGCAGAGGCAGAUGAACGACCCCGCCUGGGCGGGCCCCACGCCGUUCCUGGACGGCAGCGGCGGCGUCGGCCGCCAGCCCCGGCUCAUGGCGGACGAGAGCGCAGAGGACGGGCCGCGGGAGUCCAAGCGCAUCUCUCUGACUGGCUUCUUCCCCCACGGGCUCUCCCGCCGGCUCUCGCACCUGAAGGAGGUCGACGAGCAGAUGCUGAUGACCGACAUCACGCAGGGGAGCACCUUCGGGAGACCUGAGGAGACAAAGCUGGGGUCCGGCAAUGGAAUAGCAGAUCAGAACCAGGACCAGGACCAGGACCAGGACCAAGACCAGGACAAUGACAAGGACAAGGACCAGGACAAAGACCAGAACCAGGAACUGAAUCAGAACCAGAUUCAGACCCAGGAUGACACCACUAUCUCCACAUCUGGCUCUCCCUCUGCAGAGCAGGCAUUGGCCCCGCCCCCGCCCCCUGCCCAGUUGGAAGACAUCAGUCCAGACCCAGCCCCUUCUGAAGCCACACCCCCUCCUCCCCAAUUGGACGAAAACCACCUGGUCCCUCCUCCUGCUCUUGUUCUGCAGGAAGUUGACCUGGGUCCCCCGGCCAGUGAGACGGACAUUCCUCCUCCCCCGCCGAGCGAGAUACCCUUUGUCCCGCCCCCCCCGCCACCUCUACCCUCCUCCACAUAGUGGACCGCCAUCGCUGCCAUGGCAAUAGGUGAGAAGCCAGCAGCUGAGCCUGAAAAUCACUCUCACCGCAAUACAGAAACAAAACCGAUGCAGAUCAGCGAUCCAGCACCUGCAGUGCCCACAUACCCGCCCACCUGCCACGGAAUGCCCGCGUUCUGCCCAUCGAGGCCACGCCCAUCAGAAGGUUCACUUUGUUCCUGUCAGUGACUCAGAAGGACAAAUUAUGAUUCUCUUGUGUGACGCUAGAAUGCAACUCUGAUAUGUCCCAGCCUACCUUGUGGGAAUUUAACUUGCUCGCUCACAAUUUCUUUAAGAAAUUAACUUGCUCGCUUGCAAUUUCUUUAAGAGAAUAGACCUGAAUGUUUUUCUUUCUUAUUUUUUGAGUGCUUUAUGGUGAUAUCCAUAACUGAGAUCUAUUGUAUGACCAUUAAAAUAUACCCAACACAUUCACAAAUGGGAAAUAUACUCUUUUUCAGCAAAACUGGCAUAGGUGGAGGUUAAAUCAGCAAAGGCAAUGAUAGCUUCAUUGUUUAUUGUGUAUAGGUUUUUACUGGGGCAGCCAUUAAACAGGCAGACUCAUACAAUGCAGCAGAGUAGUGUGUGUGUGCAUGCGUGUGUGUGUUUGUGUGCAGGCGCUGCAAUUCCACUAAUGCCCUCCAAGCUCAGAACAGGAGCGGGGCCAUGGCGAUGGGGUGUGUGUGUGUGUUGGGGGGGGGGGGGGGGGGGGGGUUGAGGCGUUAUGUCUAAUGGACUAGGGGGGUACACAGGGGCACAGGUGACCAAUUAAAUCAUCACACCCAGGGGCCUGGGGAGCCCAGCUGCUCACAGACCAGCCUGUUAACCAGUCGUGGGGACGGAGAGCUCCGCAUUAAAACUAAUGGAGAGAGGAGAAUGGCUCGCCACUGGACCCAGCCUGGCCUUUCCCCAAUUACAACCACACAGAGCCAGGGAGGGGGGAGGGGGGUAGAGGAAGGAAGAGGUGGAGAGACAGAGACAGAAAGCAAGAAACAGAAAACAGAGAAAACAGAGAAACCAGAGAGAGGGGGAGAGAGAGAGAGAGAGAGAGAGAGAGAGAGCUCAUGAUUAUGAUCUGCUAAACUUUCAUUGAAUUUUGUUGUUUUUUAGUUACGUACAAUGAAAAGUAAUAUCAUAAAUUAAAUCUAAAAAACUCAGGAACAACUUGAAUACCUUUAACUUUAAAGGGGACCUUACCAGCCAAACAAAAAAAAGGAAAAAACAUAGCUAGCUAGCUAACCAACUGCCACAGAACUGUCAACUGCCACAACAGGAGAAGUGGGAUAAAAUGCGGAAAACCACAAUAAAAGGACAUCUCAAAAACAAAAAAGAGACAGGAGGACAGGCAGGAACAAAAUAAACUGGAUAAAGGAAAUAGGAAGGUUACAUCAGCUCCCGGGGUAACAGUGUCAGCCUCCCCUACACACACAGUGCCCAGCACUGCUCAGCCAACCUCCUCCAGCACACUGACAGCCCACAGCCCUGCCACACCCAGAACACCUGUGUCUGUACAACGCAUCCGGGACUGAGAGAGAACAAACUCUCAGCGGCUGACAGUAUUCAGAGACUCACAACUGAAUUUACACAACUUAAAGAGGAAACCUGGACAGAGAUUGGCCAACUAGGAGAAAACAUAACUGAUCACCGUAAGGAAAAUGAGGACCUAAGAGCAGAACUGAGUGAAGUAAAAGAGGCACUGGAGCAGAGAGGCACACAGAACCAUCGUCUCAGAGAUCAGAUGCUCAGUGUGAGAGCAGCUCACCCCUCAGACUCACUGCAGACCACAGACUGUUCAUCACAGCCUGAGAGCAGCCAGGCAGGGCUAUGGCCCAGCCCAGAACCACACUCAGCCCCUACCCGGCCCGGCCCACGGCCUGCUGCUGAGAACCAGCCACCGCCACCACAACAGCCCCCUAAAACUGCCAUGCUUGUCAACUCUAACGGCAAGUGAGAGACAGUAAGUGACAAAACAAACAUCAUCACACAAUACUACAGUUUACAGACACACACACAGACAUCACGCACAGACACACAAACACACUCACACAUGCUUAGAAUCAACACAUGUUGGCUGUUAUUAUUAUGUUAUUAGCAUGUUAGUGUUAUAAAAUUAAUAUGUAAUUAUAACAGUUUAUGUAUAUGUAUGUGUAUAUCUGUAUAUAUAUGUAUGUGUAUAUGUAUGUAUGUGUAUGUGUGUAUGUUUGUAUGUAUGUAUGUGCAUGUAUAGUGUAUGUUUACAUGUAUAUGUGCGUAUAUAUAUGUAUGUAUGUAUGUAUGUAUAUAUAUCACGUGUACUAUAUAUACAAUCAUAUUAUCCUGUUAUAAUUCUUUGUUUCACAUGUUCCUUGCCAUGCUUUGGCAAUACAAAUGCAAAUUUUGUCAUGCCAAUAAAGCACUUUGAAUUUGAAGUUGAAUUUGAGAGAGAGAGGGAGAGAACAAAAGGAGAGCCUCUCUGCUUGUCUGAAGACAGAGGAGCGUAAACAAGCACAUCAAAGACUGAGAGAGCUGCAGCUGACGUUUGUGUUCCUGUGGAAGUUUCAGGAAGUGAAUGCAAAUACUUGUAUGAAUGUUUGUGCGUGUGUGUGUGUGUGCGAAUCACACAGAGGAGGAGAAACACUCUCAGUGACCGAAAAGCCACAGAAAAAGGAACGCAGGGGAAUCUGCAGUUAAAUGUCAGCAGGGUCAGAUUCAGCAUUUCCACACAAAGUCUGUUCAGAGUGGAAAAAAACCAACCGCCUCCGCAACACACAUUCAGAAAGACUCGCACUCCCCAACCCAACCCAACCCAACCCAGCCCAGCCCACCACCCACGCCAACCAAACCCAAGCAGACGCCCUCUUCAACCUCAGCCGUUACAUUCGAACAGACUUCCAGAGCAGGCUUGCAGCAGAAAAUUUGCUCGUUUUGAAAGGACAAAACUUAAGCGAUGCUGUUAUUUAUAGGAACAAGACUGUGUUGUUACUUAAAUAAAGGAUGUACAACCCAGUGCGGUCUGUGGCUGGGCUCUGUAAAAGUCAGAGAUGCCAGAUUUAGUCUCGGGAAGGGAAGGUCCUACAAGACAGACCUCGUGUUUUAUUUUUGUCUGUCAAUCAACCAAACACAGAGAGGGGUCUGGGCCAAUGAUUCUGGGCUGUGAGCAUCCGUACCAAAACUCAGGCGUUUCACAGCUUGCCCUGUCAAUCAUACCCUGUCUGGAGAGGGAGGCAGCACAUCACCGGACUGUGAGAUAACUGACUCGGCCCCCUGGCCCCGCCCACUAGAACCCAACCGGUACAGCUCUAUGUCAGUAGUGGAUAGCAAUACACGAGGCGAGCACAUACACUGAAUACCAUUUCAGGCUUACUGCUAAAGGAGAAUGCAGCACACUCUGUUCUUACUAAGAAAAGCAGAAGUUGCCCCCUUUCUCCAGAAAGGAAAUGCUGUUGAGUUGGUUAAAAACCACUUUGUCAUUUUUUAUCACACUCACACACACACACAUUCUCUCUCUCUCACACACAUACAUACACUCGAUCGCUCGCAUGCACACUCACACACACUCGCACGCACGUACACACAGUCACGCACGCAUGCACGCACUCACACACACUCGCACGCAUGCACACACAUACUCAUGCACGCACGCACGCUCACUCACUCACUCACUCACUCACUCACUCACUCACUCACUCACUCACUCACUCACUCACUCACUCACUCACUCACUCACUCACUCACUCACGCACUCACUCAAGCACUCACUCACACACACACACUCAUGCACAUGCACACUCAUACACACGCACACUCACACACACACAGACGCACACUCAGCUCUUUUCUUGCCUGGAGGUGGAAAAGGUUCAGCCUCAGCUGUGCAUGUUGUCUUCUUCUUCAAUGUUUUCUACUUAUCACAGCCCCCCCCCCCCAGCCCCACACCACCCACCCCAAAAUAAAUUCAGCUUUAAAGUAAUUAUACCAGCAAGCCAAAAUAGCCAGUGGGAGGGAGGGAUCAAGCACCCUUAUACUAUGGAAGCCAGUCUAUUUCAUUAUUGCACAAUGAACUCAAGGAUGUGAGUUCUCCCCUGUCAGUGCUUCACUACCAGACAAUUCUGGCUCCUCCUCUACACUGGAACAACCUCCUAACCUCCUCACCUGGGAGAGAUGAGGCAAAGCAUCACACUGAAUAGGUCAGUGGUGUAGCAGGCUCUAGUGACAGGCAGAGCAUCACACUGAAUAGAUUAGUGGUAUAGCAGGCCCUAGUGACAGGCAGAGCAUCACACUGAAUAGAUUAGUGGUAUAGCAGGCCCUAGUGACAGGCAGCACAUCACACUGAAUAGGUCAGUGGUGUAGCAGGCCCUAGUGAAGGGCAGAGCAUCACACUGAAUAGGUCAGUGGUGUAGCAGGCCCUAGUGACAGGCAGCACAUCACACUGAAUAGAUUAGUGGUGUAGCAGGCCCUAGUGACAGGCAGAGCAUCACACUGAAUAGGUCAGUGGUGUAGCAGGCCCUAGUGACAGGCAGAGCAUCACACUGAAUAGGUCAGUGGUGUAGCAGGCCCUAGUGACAGGCAGAGCAUCACACUGAAUAGGUCAGUGGUGUAGCAGGCCCUAGUGACAGGCAGAGCAUCACACUGAAUAGGUCAGUGGUGUAGCAGGCCCUAGUGACAGGCAGAGCAUCACACUGAAUAGGUCAGUGGUGUAGCAGGUCCUAGUGACGGGCAGCACAUCACACUGAAUAGGUCAGUGGUGUAGCAGGCCCUAGUGACAGGCAGAGCAUCACACUGAAUAGGUCAGUGGUGUAGCAGGCCCUAGUGACAGGCAGCACAUCACACUGAAUAGGUCAGUGGUGUAGCAGGCCCUAGUGACAGGCAGAGCAUCACACUGAAUAGGUCAGUGGUGUAGCAGGCCCUAGUGACAGGCAGAGCAUCACACUGAAUAGGUCAGUGGUGUAGCAGGCCCUAGUGACAGGCAGAGCAUCACACUGAAUAGGUCAGUGGUGUAGCAGGCCCUAGUGACAGGCAGAGCAUCACACUGAAUAGGUUAGUGGUAUAGCAGGCCCUAGUGACAGGCAGAGCAUCACACUGAAUAGGUCAGUGGUGUAGCAGGCCCUAGUGACAGGCAGAGCAUCACACUGAAUAGGUCAGUGGUGUAGCAGGCCCUAGUGACAGGCAGAGCAUCACACUGAAUAGGUCAGCGGUGUAGCAGGCCCUAGUGAAGGGGAGCACCAGGCAGCAGGGCACCCGGCUCAGAUCAGAAGCACCCUUUCAGACGGCCGGCCCAUGCCAGCUCUCCCGCAGCUCAUUGGUUACUUCCAUUCAGGAUCCCGAGCAGACGAUUGGUGUUUCUAUGCAGAUCCGCACUCAGCUGACUGGUGUUUCUAUGCAGAUACACGGGGCAGCCGAUUCGUCUUUCCUCGCUGUUUGAGUCAGCGGCCGAUUGGUGCUCUCGCGCGACUUCCAGCGCAAAAGAGACGCGCUCCUGCAGCGCACGGGAGAGGAAGGGACGCCUGAUUGGUGCAACCUGUGUUGGGAAAUAUAAGUCAGCUGACGCCCGAUAGCUGCAGACGCCAGCCUGGAGAGAUUGCCGUUGGGCCCCCACACCUGAAAACUCACGGUUGAUGGACGUUGUGUGGACUUGUGCUAAUUCACAUAGUAAUAAUUAUAAUAAUGCAGGUAGACUGCAUUAUUUCUGAACAAAAUGAUGAAAUAAUGAAAUAAUGAAACCGCCCGGGAGUUGUGACUGCAAGACUCUCUGUUGCUAUGCAAACCACAGAGAUAAAGUGUGUGCCAAUGACUCACCGGAAAGAGCAAAAGAGAGUAAAAGAGAAAAAGGAGAGAGCUCUUUGUUGAAGGAUGCAAUCACUGAUGCUCGUUAUACUGUAUUACAACAAGCGCUAAUGAUUAAAAAGUGUUUUUGUUUCCUAGACUGUUGUGGAAAUACAAUGACAUUUAGCAUUUAAAUUUAAAAUUAGGGGAAGAGAAAACAGGUAUUCACUUCUGUUUUUAUUCGUAUUUUGAUGUCAGUAUGUGUGUGUGUGUGCAUGCUCACAUACAAGCAAAUAAAAGACUGAGAGCUGCA